AUGAGCUCUGUAAAUCCACAAGGAUUAUAUAAUGUUUUGGUAUACUUGAAGCAAACAUAUAAAAACCCUAAGAUUUACAUUACUGAAAAUGGUAUUGCUUCAGGAAACAUUACACAGGCAUUGAAAGACAAGCAUCGCAUGGAUUAUAUUGCAUCACAUAUAAAUUAUAUGAAAAAAGCACUUGAUGACGGAGUGAAUGUUAAAGGAUUCUUUGUGUGGUCUGCAUUUGAUACAUUUGAAUUUCAUCAAGGGUUUUCUGAUAAAUGGGGGCUCAUAUAUAUUGAUUUUGCUGAUAAUCUGAAACGUGUGCCAAAACAAUCUGCUAGAUGGUACAGAUGGUUUCUCACAAGAAGUUGA
Lathyrus sativus (Indian pea) is the source of this 357-nucleotide messenger RNA. The record is from the annotation of a GenBank genome assembly. NCBI's taxonomy places the organism in Eukaryota, Viridiplantae, Streptophyta, Magnoliopsida, Fabales, Fabaceae.